AUGGUCCCCGCAAACUCCCUCGAUGAGGCGAGGAGGAAGCGUUCGCAGGCGAUCGAUGCAGACAGACAGGCGCUGAGAGACGCGCGGAAGGAGCUGCGAACUCGGCAGAACUUCCUUACCGCUGCUCUCCACAGCGCUUAUCCCAUCUUCACGGCGGCAGAUGGGGUGACCCGGACGAUCUGCGGGCUGAUGCUUCCAGCCUUGACAUCCUCCAGCAGCGGAGACGAUGAGAUGGUUUCGACUGCUCUCGGGCACGUCUGCCAUGUGGUACUGCUCAUGUCCAAGUACGUCGGCUUGACCCUUCGCUUCCUCCCUGUCCCGAUGUCCUCCAGGAGCGUCAUGCGCGACCUGAGCGUUUCAUCCUCCAGGAACAAUACCAAGGACGGCAACGACUUCCCCCUGUUCCUCAAGGGUCAGGACAGGACGAGAGUGCAAGUAGCUGUGCUGAUGCUGAGCAAGGACGUGGAUCAGCUGCUGGCCGCUCACGGGGUG
Guillardia theta CCMP2712 is the source of this 492-nucleotide messenger RNA. RefSeq lists its product as hypothetical. NCBI's taxonomy places the organism in Eukaryota, Cryptophyceae, Pyrenomonadales, Geminigeraceae. The annotation marks the transcript as partial. Gene Ontology annotation, biological process: SNARE complex assembly. The record is from RefSeq and is a predicted model, not a curated record. Gene Ontology annotation, cellular component: endosome; lytic vacuole. The transcript has a single exon. Gene Ontology annotation, molecular function: SNARE binding.